UGGCUAAUGACUUGAUGUUUUGAUUUUACAGCUCACAUCCUCAUCCAUUUCAAUUAUAAUACUCAAUUAAUCAAUUAGAUUUCUUCUCUUAUUAUUUUUUUUUUUAGCUUAUUAAUGUCUUCAAUAUUUUAAGUUCAUGUUGCUAUUAUUAAUCCCAAUCCUGUCUUUGUCACACCCAUUUUCUUUAUCAGAAUUUAUAGUCUCUUAUAUGGAAUCUUUGCCCUCCUUGUAAACCACUUUGGUUUAAUCUUGCACGCAAAUCCUUUAAUUUAUUGCACUGUUUUAGGUGAAGAGUUCCAUCUUUUCUUCUCUUUUCUCGUUCGUGUCUUGAUCACAUAGACUGCUACAGUAAACUGGGUUUUCUUUUUUUGUUUUGGUUUGGCUUUAGUUUGGUUAACUCUGCUUUCUGGUUGUGAGUUGUGAUUUGAUAUUGCCCUUUUCUGGGCGUGUUUUUUUUUGUCAGUAGCGAGAGUGUUGCAGCCUGAAAAUUAUUGAUCAAUGGCUGAAUCCUUGGGUCCACGAUUGUACAGCUGCUCUAAUUGUCGAAAUCGUGUUUCUCUCCACGACGAUAUCAUUUCCAAGUCUUUUCAGGGAAGAAAUGGUCGGGCAUUUUUGUUCUCCCACGCAAUGAAUAUUGUUGUAGGACCAAAAGAAGACAGGCAUCUAUUGACUGGUCUUCACACCGUUGCCGAUAUCUUUUGUGCUGAUUGUCGCAAGGUGUUAGGUUGGAAAUAUGAACGAGCUUAUGAGGCAUCGCAGAAGUACAAGGAAGGGAAAUUUAUACUUGAGAAGGCAAUGAUUGUUAAGGAGAACUGGUAGCAACCGCACCUUUGAAGGGAAAAAGAAUUGGUUUUUUCAAGCCCUAGGAGAUGAAACGUUACAUCUUCUUGUUCCGAUGAGUUUGGUGGAUUGGUUUGGAUACUGGACUUAAACUAGUAUCUUUUCAUAACUUGCCAUGUCAAUGUGAGCUCAAUGUUUAGCGGUGCUGUAGCCUGGAAGAUUCUGAACUUUGGUGUAGACAGUAACAGGGUUGGAUUUGGAAAAAUAUUCAAUUCGAUUCGAUUAUCGAGUGGAGCUUCAGUUGUCGAGAGUCGAGUAUUCUAAUUUUCGGUCUGGCCCCUUCACUUUUUCUCUAUCAGCUUAAACGACAUAGUUUUUCGUUCUUUUUCCUCAUUUUCCCCCUCUACCGAACACAAGAUUUUCUUCAAAUUUUCCUCAAACCCAAAAUAAAGUUGAGAGAAUUUCAGAUGAACUUGAAAGAAGCAUUAUGGAGCAAGAGAACAGAUUCCAACGAAACUGUCUCCAUCAUCGCAAUCGCCAAAAGACCCAGAAUCAGAAGCAGCAUUGGCUGCUGCAACGAG
Molecule: messenger RNA, 1361 nt
Organism: Durio zibethinus
Lineage: Eukaryota; Viridiplantae; Streptophyta; Magnoliopsida; Malvales; Malvaceae
Source: RefSeq, a predicted model, not a curated record